CAGCGCGCGCAGAGCGGAGCGUCAUUGGUGCUGCACGCGGAGGCGCAGAAAGUUCUGCUGUGAGUUGAAACCGGAUCUUUAACGGAGGAUGAUUGACUGAUUAUUGAUUGAAUAUUGAUCUAACGGAGGAGGAUUAUUGGAUUAUUGAUACUCUGAUUGACUGAUUGAUAUCGAUCGGCGCGGUGCGGUUCGGUGCCGCUCCGGCGGAGGAUGGAGCAGACAGCCGCGGUCGGACUGAGCGGCGACGCGUCGCUGCAGGACUCUUCUCCUCUGGGAGUCUGACCCUCUUCGGUAUGUUGCCUCCCUCGAGCUUCUGCUCAUUUUGACUUCUUCUAUCGCCCCUCGCGCCCCUCGCGCCCCGUGCGCCCCGUGCGCACCACCUUGCGCCGUCAUGUUCUCCGAGCUGAGCGACGCGAACCGGACGUCCAACCUGAGCGCGCCGCUGUCUCUGGAGCAGGACUGGAGCGACGCGCCGCACGAGCGGCUGUCACGCGGCGGACACCGCGUGGUGUCGGUGUUUCUGGGCUCCAUUAUGGUGUUCGGGUUCCUCAACAACCUGCUGGUUCUGGUCCUGUUCUGCCGCUUCAAGACCCUGCGGACCCCCGUCAACUUGCUUCUGCUCAACAUCAGCGUCAGCGACAUGCUCGUUUGCGCAUGCGGCACCACGCUCAGCUUCGCGUCCAGCCUGCGCAUGCGCUGGUUGUACGGCCGCCGCGGCUGUCUGUGGUACGGUUUCAUCAACUCCUGCCUGGGGAUCGUGUCUCUGAUCUCUCUGGCGGUCCUGUCCUACGACCGGUACAGCACCCUGAUGGUGUACAACAAGCGGGCCCCGGACUACAGGAAGCCCCUGCUGGCGGUGGGCGGGUCUUGGCUGUACUCUGUGGCGUGGACCGUGCCCCCCCUGCUAGGCUGGAGCAGUUAUGGUCUGGAGGGGGCCGGGACCAGCUGCUCCGUUGCUUGGACCCAGAAGUCUUCGAGCUCUCAGUCGUACAUCAUCUGCCUGUUCGUGUUCUGUCUCGGCCUCCCCGUCCUCGUCAUGGUCUACUGCUACAGCCGCCUGCUGCACGCUGUCAAACAGGUGGGGCGUAUCCGGCUGAUGGCAGCCCGUCGCAGAGAGUUUCACAUCCUGUUCAUGGUCGUCACCACGGUGGUGUGCUACCUGCUCUGCUGGAUGCCGUACGGCGUCGUCGCCAUGAUGGCCACCUUCGGCCAGCCGGGAGUCAUCAGCCCCGUCGCCAGCGUCGUCCCGUCACUCCUCGCCAAGAGCAGCACCGUCAUUAACCCCAUCAUCUACAUCCUCAUGAACAAACAGUUCUACCGCUGCUUCCUGAUCCUGUUCCGCUGUAAAGACCAGCCGACUGAGACCGGACCCUGCUCCAUACCAUCAAAGACCACCAUGGUCCAGCUCAACCGUAGACCUGGACCCACCGGCUCCAGGACUCUCUCCGGACCAGCAGCGCCCGACAUGGAGCGAACCAGCGCCGCCGUGUCCGACAGGACCGACGAGCCUCUGGAGACGUCCUCCUGAGACCUUGUCUUAUUGAUUACCUCCUGCUGGGACUCACGGCCCCGCCCCCAACAGUGUCAUGUGCCACCUUGGCUCCGCCUCCUGGAAGCGGGUCAGUGUGUGUUAUGUCAUCCCAGGUGUGACCUAGUGUGUCUGUGAUGGUUUGAGCUGACUGCAGGUAUGGAGGUCAAAGUGUGUGAAAACAUUUACACACAAAGAAAAACAAUCUGUGUUCAUUUGUGUGUAAAUGUUAUUGUUUGUAUUUUAUAUUACAUUACGUUAUUUACACAAGAGAAUUAUAAACAUAAACAUUUAUUACAUUACAUUCUGUGAAGUCAAAGCUAACAUUAGCUAACAUUAACUGACAUUAGCUUACAUUAGCUAACGUGUGUAUUGUGGACCCAUUAGCAGACUGAAUGCAGCAUCUGAUGCUAACAGCGGCGGUUUUAUUGCUAACUAGCUAACGGCGGUUACAUUAGCGGCUAGCAGAGUUGAGGAAGAGUCUGUGAUCUUAAAAGGGUUCCAUUGAUGAAGAUUAGUUGAUCAGAACCAAACAAUCUGUGGAACCACUUCAUUAUAAUGCUGACACUAGCUGUCACAUUAGGACUAAUCAAUAAUCAUUAUUUCUGACUUCAGUCCUACAUUGUACAUGACUAUUAAUGAUCAAUAAUGUAUUUAACGAUAAUGUUCAACUCUUUAAAAUAAUUCAUGUUUGAUUGAUCGCACAUUGUGUUACAGUCUGAUCAAUAAUCGAUCUAAUUAGUUUUCUAUGGUCUCUGUGGAUGGAAACAAAUAAAGUUCAGUGAACUCGU
This is a messenger RNA of Dicentrarchus labrax (European seabass), 2319 nucleotides long. Its product is annotated as pinopsin-like. The record is from RefSeq and is a predicted model, not a curated record. Gene Ontology annotation, biological process: visual perception; G protein-coupled receptor signaling pathway. Gene Ontology annotation, molecular function: G protein-coupled receptor activity. The transcript is spliced from 4 exons. Gene Ontology annotation, cellular component: photoreceptor outer segment; membrane. Bases 392 to 1528 code for a protein of 378 amino acids. NCBI's taxonomy places the organism in Eukaryota, Metazoa, Chordata, Actinopteri, Moronidae.